This is a messenger RNA of Vanessa tameamea, 5885 nucleotides long. It is a transcript of the gene Gprk2, whose product is annotated as G protein-coupled receptor kinase 2. Gene Ontology annotation, cellular component: cytoplasm. The coding region runs from base 465 to 2306 and encodes 613 amino acids. Gene Ontology annotation, molecular function: G protein-coupled receptor kinase activity; ATP binding. The record is from RefSeq and is a predicted model, not a curated record. Gene Ontology annotation, biological process: regulation of signal transduction; protein phosphorylation; signal transduction. NCBI's taxonomy places the organism in Eukaryota, Metazoa, Arthropoda, Insecta, Lepidoptera, Nymphalidae. The transcript is spliced from 12 exons.
UGGAAUUGUACCGUACCUUGCUUGCGGUUGUGGUCAUUUGUAGCGUAUCGCUAUCCGUCGUCAAUAACUAUACGAUACGAUCCCGGGGCGUGUUCUGCGUAACAGAGAACUGAAAGAAACUGACCGGCUUAUUUCACUUUCAUCACUUAAACGAGUAAAGUUAACUCUUUGUGGGUAAAAAACUGAAAUGCGAGCUCUGUUACGACCCGUCACACCCCUGUGAGAGAUCGUGAUUCGUGUUCGUUGCGUGUCUCUGUUUCAAGGGUUGUGCUAUUCCCGCGGCUGUUUAGCAGUGUUUACUAUAGAGUGACUGAGCUGAUGUUGUGCAGUGUAAGUUCUGUGUAAGAUCGCGCGUUAUUCAUUGAUGGGCGGCUUUUUGCACGCGGCGAAGGCGGCAGAUCGGCCGCAACGGCGGAUACCAGCUUUCCGGAGGGUCUACUUUAAAAUCCGCCACACUGGAACUGAUGGAAUUAGAAAAUAUCGUAGCCAACACUGUCUACUUGAAAGCCAGAGAGGGCGGUUCCGAUAGCAACAAGGGCAAAAGCAAGAAAUGGCGGAAGAUCCUACAGUUCCCUCACAUAUCGCAAUGUUUAGAUAUAAAAACAAAAAUAGAUGUAGAAUACGAUUACGUGGUGGACCAGCAGCCGAUCGGAAAGCUGCUCUUCCGACAGUUCUGCGAACGGAACCGACCCAACUACCACAAGUACAACAGCUUCUUAGAUGCGAUCUGCGCAUCGUGGUCUUCAAGCCAGAAUAACAAGAAAAGCUUACGUACGGAAAGAUACGAGGUGGAGGUGGAUGAGACGCGGAUGGCGCUCGCCGUCGAGCUGUUCGGACGGUACCUGAAGACGGAAGAUGGGGAAGCGGUCACGGACGUCGUCCCUCCUGACGUCAUCGAUGACGCGAGCAAGUUACUUGAAGGCGGCUCGAAGGACAUCUUCACGGAGUGCAUACGAUGCGUCAAGAGCUUCCUCGCCGGCAGUCCGUUCUCUGAGUUCGAGAGGUCGAUGUACUUCCACCGCUACUUGCAAUGGAAGUGGCUGGAGGCGCAGCCGGUCACUCAGCACACGUUUAGGAUGUACCGCGUUUUGGGGAAGGGAGGAUUCGGAGAAGUGUGCGCGUGUCAGGUUCGCGCGACGGGUAAGAUGUACGCGUGCAAAAAGUUAGAAAAGAAGCGAAUAAAGAAGAGGAAAGGCGAGAACAUGGUGAUCACGGAGAAACUAAUACUGCAGCGGAUCAAUUCUCGCUUCGUCGUCAACUUGGCGUACGCGUACGAGACGAAGGACGCGCUGUGUCUCGUACUCACCAUCAUGAACGGCGGCGACCUGAAGUUCCACAUCUACAACAUGUGCGGCGCCGACACCGGGCUCGGCCUCGAGCGAGCGCGCUUCUACGCCGCGCAGGUCGCCUGCGGGCUCGAGCACCUGCACAAGAUGGGCAUCGUGUACAGGGAUUGCAAGCCGGAAAACAUCCUGCUGGACGACGCGGGCCACGUGCGCAUCUCGGACCUGGGGCUGGCCGUGGACGUGCCCGACGGAGGCAGCGUGCGCGGCCGCGUGGGCACCGUGGGCUACAUGGCGCCCGAGGUGAUCGACAACGAGCGGUACACGUUCAGCCCCGACUGGUUCUCGUUCGGCUGCCUCGUGUACGAGAUGAUCGAGGGCCGGGCGCCGUUCCGCGCGCGCAAGGAGAAGGUGAAGCGCGAGGAGGUGGACCGGCGCGUGAAGCACGAGGCGGAGAAGUACUCGCACAAGUUCAGCGAGUGCGCGCGCGCGCUGUGCGGCGCGCUGCUGGCCAAGAGCGCGGGCGCGCGGCUGGGCGGCGCGGGCCGGCGCGGCGCCGCGCUCGUCAAGCAGCACCGCUUCUUCGCGCGCCUCAACUGGGCGCGCCUCGAGGCCGGCAUGGUGGCCGCGCCCUUCGUGCCCGACCCGCACGCCGUGUACGCCAAGGACGUGCUCGACAUCGAGCAGUUCUCCACCGUCAAGGGCGUCAACCUGGACGCGGCCGACGACACCUUCUACGGGAAGUUCAACACCGGCUCCGUCAGCAUUCCCUGGCAGCGGGAGAUGAUCGAGACGGGCUGCUUCACCGAGCUCAACGUCUUCGCAUCGGACGAGGAGGGCAAGGAGAGUCGCACGGCGGACCUGCAGCUGUCGCCGCCAAGCGCGCCCGCCGACACCAACACGGGCUGCUUCGUCUUCGCGAGACGGACGCUGUGCCCGCAGAAGAAGGUCCCAGCGCGCCUGCGGCCCGUGUGCGUGCCGGCGCACCUGCUGGCGCCCGCGUCGCCCGCGCCCGCCAGCUGACCGCCCGACGACGCGCUCGCGGCGCCGCCCGGCCUGUGACGUCGCCCGCCCUGUGACGUCAGCCCGCCUGCGACGUCACCCCGCCUGACGUCGCACCGCCUGUGACGUCACCCCGCCUCCGACGCCGCGCUUUCGUUUCCGUACAUUCGUAUCGUUUCACGUCGUCGAGGGUCAUGCGAUGCACCACUCGAGAUCAGUGAUGCCAACUCCUACAUAAUCUUCCCCUCAGGACCAACUUCAAAUUUCCCUAGGUGUCGAUUGAAAACGCCUAAAGUUUUUUGUUGUUGUUUGAGAGCUCAUUUCAAAUAUAUUCAAGUAGUAUAAAAUAGUUGUUGUAUUUAUAUGGGUGUCUAUUUGACAUUUGCAAAAAAUAUUUUAUGUCUAAUAAUGAAAUUAAAUAAUUUUUACUUUUCCAAUAAGAUGUACAAGAUUCCCCCUUAAUUUAGGGGAAAAACCUCCAAGCUGGUAUCACUGCUCGAGCUGUCUAUCGGACGAAGGUUUAAAUCAACUCGAUACAGCGCUUCGAUUGAAUGACUGAAUACAUUCUAUUCUCACUGAACAAUCUGAAACUUUGAGACAAUUUUUCAGACGUACAUUAAAAUCCGACGUUUCUUUAACGAUUAUUUGGUCGCAGCGCUGUAAUCGGACAAAACAUUCAUGAACAAGUUAGUUUAGGAACAAUUUUUUAUAUACGUAUUAUAAAUGUAAUCACGCAGAAUUGAAUAGUUUUAAUCGAACACCGACUCUAUACUUUAUUUAAGUCCAUUUUGUAUAUUGACAGGUUAUUUUGACGAUUUGUUUUCGGUCGACUGAUGUUUUCUUUUUAUACGUAUUAUUUACAACGCUCAAACGCGAGUAUUAAGCGAACAAAAACCUUAUUUGUAUUGUAAUAAAGUUUAUUAUUACUUGAAAACCCCGAUGGAAGCUGUUUUGUCGUAUGUUAAAAUUUUGCUAAUUAAAAAAAACUAAGGCGUAAAUCUUAUUUGCGUAUAAUUUGUUGAAGUUUCCUUGACGUUAAUUAUUUUUCGAGAUACGUUAAUACAUAUCUUUAUGAAUAUAUAAUAUACCUCAUUAUGUGUAAUCGUUUGUGUGUUUAAGCUUAAAUCGGGGUGUUAUUUAUUUAAUGGAAAACGAGUUGAUAUUAUUUAUUAAUUGAUUACGUUUAAUUGUAAAUUUUUAAGAGCCGUAUAUUUGAUAUAAUGCUUAUUCGUGUUUAAUAUUAUAUGUGUUCGUAUGUUUGUUACGGUUAUGUGAGGUCGUUUCGGUGUGUCUGAUGAUGUCGUGGUCGAAAUUUUGAAAGAUUCUCUUCGAAGAAUACGUAAAGAUAUUUUUAAUGGAACUAGGAAGUGGUCGACGUGUCGCUUUUCGGAUAGGACGGCGUAGCCAGCUGAGAAUCAUGCAAGUAUUGUCAUUAUUGAUAACUGAUAGCGAAUGAAAUAAAGGUACAUGUUUAGAUAAAUAGAUUUGAGAAAUAGCUGGUCUAGAGGUGCCGUGGGCGUUGGAAUUGCACAAAGAAGCCCAUUUAUUUUCAAUGCAAUAAAUUAUUUUUUUACUUUUUGAUGAUAAUGUAAUAGAAUUAAAAUGCCACUACGAUGAAGAACUUAUUGAAUGUUAAAUCGAGCAAUAAUUAUGGAAAUGAUACUAUUUAGAAGUCGAAGUCAUAAAUCGAUGUUUUUUCUAUAAUGUGUAAUAUUUUUAAUAAUCAGUGGAUGUAACCUCUUGCGUAUUCGAUAAGAUUUUUAAUAUUUCAUUAUUGACGUACGCUUUUCUUUAAAUACGUUGAAAAUUUGUAUUAAAAAAAAAAAACUUUAAAAUUGCUUCUAAAUAUUUUGAUUAUAUUUUUUAAAUUUAAACUAUUAUUGUAUAAGGAAAAGGAUGAAAUGUGUGUCAAACGAUGAAUUGAAUUGGAAAUCUUUGCUUACUUUGAUUUAUACGAAUACCCGUUGAGAAAUAUUGUAGAGAAUGUUAUGUUUAGUUUUCGUAGAACUCCGUCAUGACAUUUGGUUUAAAAUAUCGUCAUAUUUAUCGAAUUGUAUUGAUUACUGUGUAGACCAGGGUUUCCCAACCAGAGGACAUAGAGGUAAAUCAAUCAACCUACGCUUUACAUAUUUUUUGUUUGGGCCAUAACAUCUUAGCUCCCAAGUUUGGUGGCGCAUUAAUGGUGGUUACUUACCAUCGGGUUGCCAUUUUCCAGUAUGUUGACUUAUAUAAAAAAGUAAUAAAAAAUGUAUUAUGCUUGCUAAUUUAGUAAUUACAAAAAAAUUAACAUAAAUACAAUUUAUUUUUAUAGCGUUUGGGAGUCGUGGUCUAGAAAAUGUUGGCAAACCCUGGUUUAAACUUCGAAGGCUCUAAUUAUAGAUCGUGUUUAACGUUCUUUCAUACCUUUAUUGAAUAUUAUUAAACAAUGCACAAAUUAAUUCGGAUAUAUUUUGACGCCAUAUUGUACAUUGCCAGUAAAACUUCCAUAUUGUAUUAGACGUAAGUAUUAAUGCAUUUUGAUGUGUACGUUUUAUUGUAUUUUUCGAUUUUAAUAAUGCCUAUUCGAUGAUGUCUCGGCGUUACGAUGUUACUAAUACGCGUAAGUAAUUAUAAGUCGGAAGCCGUCUCGUGGAAAAGAUUGGAUCGUCGUGAAUGUUCUAGAAGAAUAGUUUUGUUUUUUUUUUUUUAAUACGUGUCAAUUUGCUCACAUGUAGUGCAAUAGCGCAGCACGUUCGCUCACGGGUUGGCACUGCGAGGGUCUGCGGUCGCAAUCUUUUUCGCGGCGGCCACAUUUGUUACAAACGAGUACUGUCGCACGAUAUUUGUUUCUGCGUCGCUUCCGUCGCCGUAGCUCUUCGCCGACUGCUCGUUCAUUCCAAAAGUUCAGAUCGCCAUAGAAUAGUAUUUUUUUAAUGUAGCAAUAUGUAUAAGAGCGUCCGGUAGUGCGGUGAACGGGGGGGUGCUAAGGCGAUAGAGUUCCUAAAGACUGCAAUGGAAUGUCGAUCCACGUACACGUACUGCGUACAUUGUUGUCGAGCGCGUGGCUCCGCCGCACGGUCGCGCGCGAAGAGCUGAAUUUGUUAGCAUUUACAAUACACUCGUCACCAUUUUUUAUUAUGGACUUACUGUAUUAUUUAUGAGUGUGAAGCGUGUAACGGAACGACUUUUAAUACUUUUUUGCCGUACAAGUCACGAAUAAAGGUAAGGUUACACUAGACUGGACACUUUUUUAAAAAUAUUAUUCAACCGCGCUGAACGCGUUUCGUUACACUCUUCGAGAUUUUUUCAAGCCUGUAUCAUACUCAUGGAUGCAUUUUCGACUAAAUGUAUUGAGAUAUUAAUUUGUAUUUAUAUCGGUAAAAAGGUAUUUUCCGGCGAGUCACGUGACAUUUAUAUAUCAAAUGCGAGCGAUUUUGAACGUUGUUUCGAUGGAAUAAGGUCGAUUUUGAUGUUCAUUUGAACACGUGACGGGUUGUACCUUGCGUCUUAGUGGAAUGUAAACUUAGCUUUCUUAAUACUGUUAGUCGUUAUUGCAGUAUUUUGAUGCAAAUAUUAUUAUUUAAUAAGCGUAUUCAUAAAUAAAUUGACUCCGAUAUAGAA